Molecule: messenger RNA, 6591 nt
Organism: Melanotaenia boesemani (Boeseman's rainbowfish)
Lineage: Eukaryota; Metazoa; Chordata; Actinopteri; Atheriniformes; Melanotaeniidae
Gene: cbl
Product: Cbl proto-oncogene, E3 ubiquitin protein ligase
Exons: 16
Coding region: 740-3598 (952 amino acids)
Biological process (GO): negative regulation of epidermal growth factor-activated receptor activity; cell surface receptor signaling pathway
Cellular component (GO): plasma membrane; membrane raft
Molecular function (GO): receptor tyrosine kinase binding; ubiquitin protein ligase activity; phosphotyrosine residue binding
Source: RefSeq, a predicted model, not a curated record
UACAGGAAAGUACGUACACGUCACUGGGGAAGCAGAAAAUACUGGGCAAUGUUUCAUUCCCACAAUUAUUUAUUCACCCCUGUUCCCGUUUAUGACCGCGAAGCUUUCGCAGUUUUAAGUGCAACUUCCUCUCAGACCUCGACGAGAGGUGUCUGUCGUCAGUCCCACUGCUCGCAGAGGAGCGCUGACACUGUCACACAGCCACUGAACUUCCCGUCAAAACGCGGCACAGGCGAAAAGAGCUGCUGCUGCUGACAAAAAGGGGAACAACAUCGGGGUUGUCAAGAGGAGAGGACACACUCGAGUCCACAAAGCGUCUGGACAGUGAAAGGGUGCUAUUGUCCUCCAGCUGAGGACGAACAGAGACAGAUCUGGUGCUCUGCUAAUUAGCCUGCGUUGGUCCCUGUAGAAAGCGACGGUGAGCAGGGCAGCUAGCUGAAGCACAAAGCUGCUUGCGCAGAGUGUGAGUGGCCGUUGUGCUUGUUUUAGCCACAAUCUGGACAGUUAUCUGGUUAAUUAAUAUUAAUUAAACUAAUGGAAGCCUUUAGUGGAUAGUUCCCUCAUCCCUUGGAUUACCCCCCGUUGGACCCUGGCUCGGAUUCGCCACUCGGGCGCUGUCCUCGCAGGGGGGUAAGGGAUCAUCAUCGACCGGUCGAGCUAACUCAAGGCGGCGGUUCGGUCUCUCUGACCCCCGCCCUGCCUUGCCUGUUUGCCUGCCCGAACCUAGCGGAGCCAGAACAUGGCAGGGAACCUGAAGAAAGGCGGAGGAAUCAUCGGAAUGAUGAAGGAUGCCUUCCAGCCUCACCAUCACCACCUCCACCCCCAUCACCAGCCCGGGGCCGUGGACAAAAAGACAGUGGAGAAAUGCUGGAAACUGAUGGACAAGGUGGUGCGGCUUUGCCAAAACCCUAAACUGGCUCUGAAGAACAGCCCCCCUUACAUCCUGGACUUGUUGCCAGACACCUACCAGCACCUGCGUACCAUCUUGUCUCGCUACGAAGGCAAAAUGGAAACUCUGGGGGACAACGAGUACUUCCGGGUCUUCAUGGAGAACCUCACCAAGAAAACCAAGCAGACUAUCAGUUUGUUCAAGGAGGGCAAGGAACGCAUGUAUGAGGAGAAUUCCCAACCCAGGAGGAAUCUCACCAAACUGUCACUGAUCUUCAGUCACAUGCUGGCAGAGCUGAAGGCCAUCUUCCCCAACGGUCUGUUUCAGGGGGACAAUUUCCGCAUCACCAAAGCAGAUGCAGCCGAGUUCUGGAGACGCGCCUUCGGGGACAAAACCAUUGUGCCUUGGAAGGUGUUCCGACAGUCUCUUCACGAGUUUCAUCCCAUCAGCUCUGGACUAGAGGCCAUGGCCCUCAAGUCCACUAUAGACCUUACCUGCAAUGACUACAUCUCUGUGUUUGAGUUUGACAUCUUCACCAGGUUAUUCCAGCCUUGGUCAUCCCUGCUGCGGAACUGGAACAGCUUGGCAGUUACUCACCCAGGGUACAUGGCCUUCCUCACCUACGAUGAGGUCAAAGCUCGGCUACAGAAGUUCAUCCACAAGCCUGGCAGUUAUAUCUUUCGACUGAGCUGCACACGACUAGGCCAGUGGGCUAUCGGCUACGUGACAGCAGAUGGAAAUAUUCUCCAAACUAUUCCCCAUAAUAAACCCCUCUUCCAGGCUCUCAUAGAUGGAUUCAGGGAAGGAUUCUAUUUAUUCCCCGAUGGCCGGACCCAAAACCCCGAUCUAACAGGCUUGUGUGAGCCUUCACCUCAAGAUCACAUCAAAGUCACACAGGAGCAAUAUGAGCUGUACUGUGAGAUGGGCUCCACUUUCCAGCUUUGUAAGAUCUGCGCUGAGAAUGACAAGGAUGUGAAGAUUGAGCCCUGUGGUCAUCUCAUGUGCACCUCUUGUCUCACUGCCUGGCAGGAGUCAGAGGGUCAAGGAACGGGAUGUCCAUUUUGUCGCUGUGAGAUUAAAGGUACAGAGCCCAUUGUUGUAGAUCCUUUUGACCCCAAGGACAACAGUGGAGGCUCAUGUAGGGGGACUUAUGGGGCUGAGGGUGCCCCAUCUCCCAGUUAUGAUGACGAUGAUGAUGACAGACUUGAAGACCCCCACCUCAUGAUGAGCAAACUUGCUGGUACAAUGGUGGACCGCCCCCCAUCACCCAUGUCCAUGGGUCCUCAGUCCUCUCUUCCUCCAGUGCCUCCCAGACUUGAUCUGUUACCACACAGACCUCCAAACCCCCCUGGUGCCUCCAGUCCUGGGGUUACUAGUAAGGCAGCAUCUCACCACAAAGACAAGCCUCUUCCCCUCCCCCCUGCACUGCGGGACCUCCCCCCUCCCCCUCCUCCAGACAGACCCCACCUAGUCGGGACAGCCCCUGAUGGCCGGCUACAGAGAAGGCCCUUACCCUGCACUCCAGGGGAUCCCCCUCGAGAUAAGCUCCCUCCUACACCACCAAACCGUCCUUUGGCUGAAUGGAACUCCAGACCUGUUCCCAAGGCCCCCAUCUCCUCAUCCUCCUCGUCCUCCUCAUCCUCUUCAUCCACCCAAGUCUCCACUCUGGGAGGAGACAUCGGAGCUGGUGUCAGGGAACUGUCCAACAGACAUUCCCUUCCAUUGGCACUGCCCUCUGCUCUGGACACUCGCUCAGACUCCCCAAAGAACAACAGCUCCAUCAGUCUGGACCACCAGCUGAAUUUUGCUGCACUAGCUGGUCAAGAUUACGACAACCCCAAAGUGAAACCGUCGGCUUCAGCCAACUCCAUCUAUUCAAUGGCCACCAGACCGUCUCCAGUCCUGAGACCAGUGGCAGGAGAUGAGGCACAUGACAGUGAGGAUGACUCGGAGUACAUGAUCCCCUCCUCUCGUCCCAUCAUGGCACCACCAGUAGGGGAGACCCCACCAGUCCCAAGACCCCCACAGCCUCAGUCCCUGCCAGCAGUCCAGACACAAACCCAAGCUUCCACAUUAAACUCAAGGCUGACACUGGCUGAUCUGGAGGCUGGACCUCAAAUGUAUGAAGCCAUGUACAACAUUCAGACCAUGUCACAACAAAGCAGGGAUUCAGACUAUUCGGACCUGCCCCCUCAGAUGAUGAGCAACGGUCCCAGAGACCACUUGGCCGAGGACAGGGAGGAAGAGGAUAAUGGCUAUGACUUCCCAAAGCCCAGACUGCCGUUGCCACCUGCCCGACGGACCCUUUCAGAGAUGGGGGGGUCUUUGUCUUCUUCUUCAUCCUCUUCUUCAUCAAGCUCCACAGCUGCUUUCAACCGCCUUUCUCUAGAUUCAGAUGCUGGAGCUGCAGCAUCCUUUUUAGAGCCGAUAGAAGCACCAGAGAGACCUCCAAAGCCUCUGCCCAGAAGGAUGAACUCGGAGCGCCGGCACAGCCCUGUCCCACCUGUCCCUGUUCCACCCAGUAGUGGGUCAACAGGAGGAGAAGCCAACCCUCAGAUCAGUAGUGAGAUUGAGCACCUCAUGAGUCAGGGAUACUCUUAUCAAGACAUCCAGAAAGCACUGAUGAUUGCACAGAACAAUAUAGAAAUGGCCAAGAAUAUCCUCCGCGAGUUUGUCUCCGUGUCCUCGACCGCGCAUAUUCUCACAUAGCACAUAGUCAUGCCUCUGUCUGCUCUCUUGCCCUAGCUUGGCCCAGCCUGGUUUUGGUUUAGGUUGGCACAGACCAACCCAAAGCCUGCUGCCUGCAGCCUGCAGCAGUACCUCCAGUGCUGGCUGACACCCUUCGCCCCUGUGGAUUUUUAACUGGCUGUUUACUCCAGCGAGCUCACAGUAUCUCUGGGACUCUGCGCCCUGCACUCCAUGCGCUUUCAACAGGGUCUCGCCUUUUUUCUUUUUUUUUUUGUAAAAACUGCUGCAGCAGGCCGCUUCUGUUAAAAGAGCAUCUCCUCGGGACUGACUGACCGCAUGUGUAGCGGUGACGGGACGCCACAGAACAUAAGACUUUCAUAGGAAUCCUGGGAAGGCAGAAUUUUUUUAUCUUUCAUGAUGAAGCCUCUUGCUGAAAAUGUAACCAACACCUCACAGAUAAAACUAAAAAUGUGUGUCUAUAUGAAAAUUUAAUAUAUGAGUAAAUAUAUAUUAAAUGUGUGUAAUAUAUUCAGUACGUGCAUAUAUGAUGUGUGAAAAUGGCUUCAGCUUUGAGGGUAACUGUUGGGUAAACAGGAUUCAGAUUAAAGGGAGUUUUGCCUCUUUGACUGAAGAAGGAAGCGUGAGGAAGAGUAGGGAUGUCGUCAUCACCAGGUCAGCAGCAGCUUGAAAAACUUUCAGCAGAGCGUUUUCAUUAUAAAAUUCAGUCUGAUUUGGUCUUUGUUUAACAACGUUGCUUCGGUACUCUUUUUUUUUUUUUUUUUUUUAGAAAAACUGGCAUUUUUGUCGUGUUGUAUUUUUCAGCAAAGCAUGACGAUGGUUUCAGGUCAGACUUUUAGCUGGCAGUUUGUGUGUGUUACGUUACGUGUACAUGGGCUUGCUUGUGUGUGUGUGUGUGUGCCAGAACUUCUCCUCAUGGCCUGCUCUCACAUGACCCCCACCUCACUCCCACUCCUGUACAACAUGAAUGUGGAUUUCUAGUCGGUGUCCUCAGACUUUCGCUCUGUAAUCGUACUACUGCUCUACGUGACAUGGCAGGGUCUGGUGUAGCUGUGGAGCCUGGCAGUGAGAUUAAUAGAGGACACGCUAAUGUUGAAGACCCUGCAGUACCAGACAGGUUUGUGCUGUGCAAUCUCUGGCGGCUGAAACUUUUUUUUUUUUUUUCUGUGUUUGUCAAAUUUUACUGACUGGUUAGGGUUUCUGUCCACAGCUCAGUCCAACAUUAUGAAAAGAAAAAAAAAAGGAAAAAAAAGUCAUUGAUUUACUAUGAUAAUAUAUUAUUGUAAUAUGUCAUAAAUAUUGUUAUUAAUUCAGAAGUGCUUCACUGCUGCUACUAUUGUUAGUGCUAAACAAAUAAGCCUUAAGUGUACAUUUGUGAAUGUUUAGUUGUCAUCCUGUUUCUUUAAAGUGACAGUAUCAUUUGUCUUUCCAGUCCAUAAUGUAGCAUACUUGAAAGUAAAUACAGCUUGUGAGCCCUCAACCCUCCCAGGCUGUUGAUUCAUCAGUGUUUUAACUUUUUAUAUAUAUAUAAAUAAAUAUAUACUUAUAUUCUCUUUAGGUAGAUGACAAAGCAAAAUGUUUUGGGUCUGGAAACCAGCCAUUUUGUAACAGAUUGAGGUUUCUCUCUCGCAUCAUUUCCCGUCCUUUAAAAGGGAGUGACUGCUGAGGCUUUUUUUUUUUUUUUUUUAAAAAGUAGGCUCGUGGGUUUACUGGCCCCACCCUAAGUCUGCAUUAAAAAUCAGUGUUUGGGCCAACUGUAAGAACUAACUCAGGAAUCAUGUUUGUCUAACCAAGUGGCGUUCAACUUAUCUGACAAUAAUCAGAGGAGGAGACUGGUUGACGCUGACUGCAGCUCUCCUGUCAGCUGUCCAGUCAGCUAAGUGACCUGUAGCCAAAAAAAUAAAAAGUAUCCGCUCAAUGAAGUCACACAAGAAACCUGCUACUUUUUAUUUGUCAUAUUAAAAAUUGCACAUUUCUGUUUUUUGAGAAUUUUCAGGGUUGGCAGGAGUAACAACAGCAGCUUCAUUUCCAGGUACUACCGGUUAAAAAAAAAAUCAUGCAAGCAGCUUUUAGGUACAUUAACUUGAACCUCUCCCAGUAUAUGAAGAAUGUUUUCUUUCUUUUUAUUCUUUUUGCUUGGGAGAGUGUCAAUCAUGUUAAAAGUUUAAUCAGUCCCAGUUUAUUCUGGGUGAUGCUGUGUUGACUGGAAGCCAUCUAUGUGCUGUCAGGGCAUCUUCUAAUGCUUUUUCUUUUCUUUUUCCUGUUCUUAGUUGCCUUGACAAACUUCUUGAAUGAUGGGUGAUAAUGGACGAGGAGGUCCAUGCACCUCAAUACUGUACCAAUGUUUUGUUAAUGUUUUAACGACAGCAUGUCAUUGUCAUAUUAUUUACCUUUUAUGUUUGUUUUUGCACAGUAUACCAAUUUGUGCUUUGAUACUGUCACUCUAAAGAAAAGCAAAAGUUUGUGUAAAGUUGAAACAAAAAAAGUUUUAUUUCAUUUUGCAUUCCUGUAUAUGUAUUUUGUUCCAAAGGUCUUGUUUUCUUAUUAAUUCCAUGAACUGUGCCAUAUGUUUAAAAAUCUACACCUUGUUUUUAGAUAAGGCCUAGUUUUUGGAGAGUUUUUAGGUAUUGAUCGGAACCUGUUGAUCUUUGAAGGCAAGAUUGUGCAGUAAUGCUUCCAUUGAUCUGUGAUCUGCCUCUUCAGCCGCUUCAGGCUUCAUCUGUCAGUGAAGUGGUUCUGUAAAAGGCUUCAGCCCGCCUUUCCCAGAUAAGGACUCAGCCUCCAAUGUCCCCUUUUUACCCCCAGCCUCGUUGUGGGGGUUAGCUCAGUUUUCUGCCAGAAGAGGGAGCUGAUGUUCCAUGAUUCUGCAUUGCUUCUCAUCAGUUUAAAAAAAAAAAAAAAAAAAAAAAAGGCAUUCAUUAGGUUUUUAUUUUUUUCCCCCCGGAUUGCUCAUAUCAGUUUGGAAGUAUGCACAUUGCUGUUUAAUAAAACGUUAA